Fimicolochytrium jonesii is the source of this 2121-nucleotide messenger RNA. RefSeq lists its product as uncharacterized. Bases 216 to 1892 code for a protein of 558 amino acids. The record is from RefSeq and is a predicted model, not a curated record. The transcript has a single exon. Lineage: Eukaryota; Fungi; Chytridiomycota; Chytridiomycetes; Spizellomycetales; Powellomycetaceae.
GUUCAGGCAGAAGCCCGUCUCCCAUACCCUUCAAGGCUUCUCUCUCCGUCCAGCGUACUUAAGCAAUCGAGGCGUCGUCGUACCCCUUUCAGAAGCAUCCACCGCGUGCUGACCUGAUUCAUCUGAACCCGAGACCCGGCCUUUCAAACCGCACUUUGACCGACUACGCCAUACAAGCAAACCGAGCGUCCAUAUAAAUACCUACGCUCGGACGAAUGUGGACGCUAGGUUUCUCCAAGCAGUCCGAAUUGAACACCAAACCAUCGCUCAUACGCCGACUGACACUCGACAAAGGAAAGCCACGCACUCCAACCACUACCACCUCCGAGCGUCGUGCCAGCCUGUCUUCCGUCACUUCCCAACUUCGUCCGGUGCACAUGUCGCCUUCGAAGCUCGCGACGACGUGUUCUGCCAGGCAGUUGAACUCUGCCUGGCCCGUGAAGGCACCACCAACAACACCACCCAGCCACAAUUUGAAGAUCGACUACGCCAGCUUGCCGCCCCGAACGUCCUCAGCAACCGGCUCCGUGCAGGUCACUGCCUCGGAUGAUCAUGAAGCGCGAUUAUCCGACGUCAAACCUCUCUCGGUGUCCCCGAACAACGGUCACACCUCUUCGCCAUCCCGACGUGGAAGGUCAAUCAGAGACACAAAGGCCAAGACGGCAGCGAAACGGCGAAGCAGGAGCUUGACGACAUCCACGGCCAACUGGAAGAUAGACUCGAUUGCGGAGGUGGUCGAGGAACCUACCAAACCUGUGGAGGUCAUGCGUCGAAGCAGAAGCCAUAGUCCCGUCCGGAUAGACGAGAAGCAGCACUUUGGAGCCAAGACGGUGGCGAAGAAGAGGGAGAGUCGAUUUGUGUCGAAACGGGCAUCGGCAGGGCCGGUGCUGGUCUGUGCAGCGAACCUGAGCAGUCGCAACUUCCGGUCGCGCGUGCAUCCGUCCUCAGCGCUAAGCAUUCAGGGGCGGACAUCAUCGCUUGUGGAUGAUCUUCUUGCCGAGGACCAAAGGGAAGAGGAACUUGUGCGACGAGAAACUCCUUCUCCCAUCCCGUCUGUCGACGAUUCCGUCCGGCUACGACAGUCGCUCGAACAGCAAAUAUACCUAUCCGCCUACGCGAAACUGCAAGAUACCAAACGGUCGCCAUCGUCUCGGAUGGCCCUCGCCAACCUGAUGUUGUACAUCCAAAGUAUUCAACCUGGUGUCGAACUACUGGAAAUACCAUCCGACGGGUCCACAUCAGCAACAUGGGCGCAAGCAGCGAACUACACCACAUCAGCGCCAUGGACCAACAAAGAAGACGGGGACAUUGCCAUGAUCCAAGCACCACUCCCCAACCCAACGGCAUUUGGCAAAAAGCCUACAAGCCAAUUCGUCCGAGCACGAAGAAGCAACCGCAAACGUCUCGCAAAGCUAGCAGCCGGCAUAUCUCUCUCCCCAGGAGCGUCACCACUCCGCUACGAGCUCGGCGACGAGUCCAACGUGUCUACGCUCCUACGGCCAUCCCCGGAACCCCCACGGGCGCCAAGCCGGCUCAGCGCCUCCACGUCCCGCAGCUGCCUCAUGAGCGAAGAUGUGGGGGGCUUCCAGAUCUACGAAGCAUCCACGAACGCGAGCGAGUUCUCAGUGGCCACGUCCAUCUCGGGGAAACAGAAGAAGAAGAAGACGGGGAUCAAGAAGGUCCUGCACUUCUUCAAGAGCACAUUCCUGAUCGAAGACCCUGUGCAGCGCGCGAGACGGCGGGAAGCCGCGUUUUACAACCCUGGUGCUGCCAGGACGUCGAUGCCGGAGAUCGUCGUCGUGCCGCCUAAGAGCAUCUCCAAGUACGAUUUGUCGACGGGGACGGUGGAUGUGGGGUUCCGGAAACGGAGUAUGGGGCAGUUGCGGGCAUGAGUUCCCCUCGCUUCGACUUCAACCGCCAUACCCUCAUGCGGAAGCGCUACCAUAUAUACCACGGCCGAAGAACGCGCAUACCCACCCCACCAAGCCGCCGAGAGGCAUAAGCGCGCGUCAAUCCCCGCUAAUACCUCAUGUACAAACCUCAUACGCAAAUCGAACCCAACCAACGGAAAAUCCCACUCCCAAGAGCCUCAUCGCCAACCCUCAAACCCACGAUGAGGCA